UUAAACUAACCGUCCGUCCGUUCGAUAAUGCAGCCGCGGACUGUCCACUUGGUUUGGCCUAAGCCUUGAACCAAUGGCACCGUUUGGAACUCACACCCUUUGGGAACUAGUACCCUUUGGACACACGUACCUCUUCGCAACUAAUGACCCUUGGCAACUCGCACCCAUUCAGAUGUUCCAACCGUUCGACCUAACCGUUCGUAUGGACUGUCUGGUCUGUGCAUGUGUCCGGCCUAUUGCCAAAAGACCACGCCUUAACCUACACAAAUCAUGAACCAUUGUGACUGUUCAGGGAAGGUUUGCAACCGUUCAGAACAGAACAGAACCGCCCCUAUCCAAUCGGAUCACCUGAGGCCGGUUUAGGCCAUGCGCGCGCCUAACUCGUCGGUUAUGGACCGCAACCGCAUUACUCAACCAGAACCACGGUUAUAACCAAUCCCAACACAUAAACAAGGCCACGCAAAUGUACAGGAGGAGUAGAAGAAGAAAUAGAUGAAAAGAAUAAGAAGAAUAGGACUCAAUCCAAAUGCCCAUGGCUAGAUCGGUUCGGACUAUCCGAUGGUCUUAGCCGAUGAGUCGGUGGUUACCCCACUGACCUAUCUGACUGAACCACGGGGUUGUAGUCAUUCUCCAGACCUCUCUCUAUGCCUUGGGUAUCCGUAACCCCACGGCCUCCUCUCUCCUAAACCGUUCUCCUUGCCAGAGAUACUUAACCACCACAACCGACCCUUUUCCAUCCGAUCUCUCUCUCUCUCUUUCUAUUUGGCUUCUGCCUUUUGUUUCUCACGAAACUGAAUGCCUAGAAUGGACAGAGAGGGCCUAUAUUUAUAGAGAAUGGGCGGCCAGGACUUGACACACAAACAGGUACAACUUGCUAGGCGAAUGGGCAUGACUUGACCGAAAGGUUGCAACCUUGGCCACUUGCACCCCAGUGCCCAUAACUGCCCUUUAUUGGGUCGGUCCUGAGCCCAAAGAGAAACCCAGGCCUUCUGGACACAGCCCACGGACUUGCCCAAAGACCCAUCAGUCCCUAGCCCACAUGGCCGGCCAACCAGCCAGCCACCGGCCCGGACCCGGUCCAACUGCCCGAGGCCCGAACACUCUGUCGAGCUGAGUUGAGCUGGCUCUCAGCUGACCCAGCUGAGUGAGCUAGUAGUCCAGCUGGUUGAGCUGACUUAAUUUGGAACGAGCUAGGCUGAGCUUGACUGAGCUACGUCUAGCUUGAUCGAGCUUCCCGUAAGCAUCGCCCAGCUUCCGUACAGCUUGUCCUAGCUGACUUCUUUCUCUUAUAAGGUUAAGUCUCAGUAUCCUCACUACAAGAAAAGAGGGUAUAUUCUGACGGCCAUUCCGACCGAAAUUUUUUUGGUCAGAACUUUCCGACCGAUUUCUGACGAAAUAAAAAUUUGGUCAGAUUUUUCUGACGGAAAUGGGUUUGACAGAAAACGGUCAGAAAUUUCCGACCGUUUUCCGAUGAUUACAAUUUUAAAUUUUUGUUGUCGGAUCCCCGUUGGAAAUCGGUCGGAAAUUUCUGACCGCUUUUAGCGGUUGGUAAAUCGUCGGAAAUUUCCAACGGAUUUCUGACCGAAUUUCGAACGUUUUUAUAGCCGUUUUAUACCGUUGAUAAUCGGUCAGAAAUCGGUUAGAAACCCGUCAGAAUUGUUUUUAUAAAUAUCAGUGUCACAACAUUCGUUCAUUCACCGGUUAUACUCUAAAAAUUUUCUUUCUAAAAAAGUUCUUUCUCAAAAAAAUGUCUUCCUCAAAUCAAAAUGAAUAUUUUCGGUCUUGGAUGGAUCGCAAUCAUCAAGAUCCUUCGACUGGACUUCUUACCGAAGAAUUUGCUGAAGGUCUUGGACAAUUCAUGGCAUUUGCCUCCAACCAGGAGAUGACUUUGCAAACAGGUAAGAUGUAUUGUCCUUGUCCUAUUUGUCAGAAUCGUAGAUUUGGUACAGUUAGGGGUGUAUGGAAGCACUUGUAUAGUAGAGGAUUUAUGGCGGGUUAUAAAGUUUGGUAUUCGCAUGGUGAAACUGAUAUGAUGGUCAAUUUUGGUAGCAGUAUUCAACAAAAUAAUUUGAAUGAAAUAGGAGAACAACAAAGUGGGGUAGAUGAACAUAUAGGUAAUGUUCAAAUGAUUGAAGAUAGGUUUAGGGGGGAGGAACCAAACUUUGAAGCACAGAAAUUUUUUGAUAUGUUAGAUGCAGCAAAAAGUCCGUUAUAUGAUGGUUGUAGAGAUGGUAUUUCGCCUCUGUCAUCUGCUACAAGGAUGAUGUCUAUUAAAACAGAUUAUAACUUAAGCGAAGACUGUGUUGAUGCGAUAGCUGAUUUUGUGAAAGAUAUAUUACCGGAAGAUAAUCUUUCACCAGCUACAUAUUAUGAGAUACAAAAGUUGGUUUCUGGGUUGGGUUUGCCCUAUCAAAUGAUAGAUUUUUGCAUCGACAACUGUAUGAUUUACUGGAGAAGGGAUGUUGAUCAUACUAGUUGUCGAUUUUGUGGCAAACCCCGGUUUCAAGAAACCAGAGAAAAGAGUAAAAUCCCGUAUAAGAGAAUGUGGUACUUGCCAAUAACAGACCGACUGAAGAGGUUAUACCAAUCCAAACAUACAGCGGAGGCUAUGAGAUGGCACGGUGAACACGUAAGUAACGGAGAAAUUUCUCAUCCAUCAGAUGCAAAAGCAUGGAAACAUUUUCAGUCAAUGUAUCCUAGCUUUGCAUUUGAGAGAAGAAAUGUUUACCUUGGAUUAAGUAGUGAUGGAUUCAACCCGUUUGGAAGGCGUGGGAGACAAUAUUCUCUUUGGCCCGUUAUCGUAACACCAUAUAAUUUGCCACCAUCUUUGUGUAUGAAACGCGAGUUUCUCUUUCUCACAAUUCUAGUUCCUGGCCCUGAGCAUCCUAAGAGAUCCCUUGAUGUCUUCUUGCAGCCAUUGAUUUAUGAGUUGCAAAUGUUAUGGGAUUAUGGAGUUGAAGUGUAUGAUAUAGCUUCUAGGGAGAAUUUUAUGAUGCGUGCAGUGCUUAUGUGGACCAUAAACGAUUUUCCCGCAUACGGGAUGUUAUCUGGAUGGACAACACAUGGAAGAUUAGCGUGCCCUUACUGUCAAAAUAACACUGAUGCAUUUCAACUGAAGAAUGGAAGGAAAACAUGUUGGUUUGAUUGUCAUCGACGAUAUCUACCCCCUGAUCAUCCCUAUCGUAAAAGCACGACAUUGUUCACUAAGAACAAAAAGGUGUUUGAUGGGCCGCCACCAGAAAUUGAUGGAGAAUCUAUCCUUACUCGGUUAAGAGAUUUUGGUUUGAAGAUGACAGAUGAAUGUGGUGGAAAUGGGCAUAAUCCAGUUUAUGGAUAUGGGGAACAUCACAACUGGCAUAAGAAAAGUAUUUUUUUGGAAGUUGCCGUAUUGGAAGGACCAUCUACUUAGGCAUAAUUUAGAUGUGAUGCACAUUGAAAAGAAUAUCUUUGACAACAUUAUGAAUACCAUUCUCAAUGUGAAAGGGAAGACAAAAGACAACCUGAAGUCUAGAUUAGACUUGCCAGAUAUUUGUGCCCGUAAGUCCCUUCACAUUGAUGGGAGAGGAAAACUGCCAAUGCCAAUUUAUCGGUUAGAUGCAGCUUCCAAGCAAGAGUUCUUCGAGUGGAUUAUUCAUAGCGUCAAAUUUCCAGAUGGAUAUGCAUCUAAUCUAAGGAACUGUGUAGAUAGGCGAGAAGGAAAGUUUUCUGGUUUGAAAAGUCACGAUUGUCAUGUCAUGAUGCAGCGCCUUUUUCCAUUUUGCUUUGCUGGCCUUCUUCCACAAAAUGUACAUGAAGCAAUAGCAGGUAAAUUUAGUUUAUUUAAAAUUUGGUAUCUAUUACAUUUUAUCACUUCAUUUCUGAAAUAAUUUUGGUUUUGUUACAGGAAUGGGAGCUUUCUUUCGAGAUUUGUGCUCGAGAUCAUUAACAUCAGAUGGGAUCCAAAACUUGAAAAAUAAGAUUCCAAUAAUCUUAUGCAAUCUAGAGAUGAUUUUUCCACCAUCUUUUUUUGAUGUUAUGGUGCAUCUUCCAAUCCAUCUCGCUCGAGAAGCAGAACUUGGAGGUCCUGUUCAAUAUCGGUGGAUGUACGUGACUGAGCGUUCUAUGUUUCAUUUGAAAAGGAAAGUGAAAAAUUUAAGCCGAGUUGAGGGAUCUAUUGUUGCACAAAGCAUCAAUGAGGAAACUUCACAGUUCGCUUCUUACUACUUCGCCCCCGAAGUGCAGACUAAAAGUCGAAAACCUUCAAGACAUGAUGAUGGAGGCCAAAGAGCAGUUUAUCCGGUUGAGGUCCCAAGCAUUUUUUCUCAAAUUGGUCGAUUAAGUGGAAGGGGAAAAAGCAGAAGACUCACAGAGCAAGAGCAAUUGCACUUACAUAAGUACAUUUUAGCUAACUGCGAGGAAGUCAUGCCAUAUGAAAGGUAUUUAUAUUUUAGUAUCAUAUAUUAAAGUCAUAUAUUCUAAAUAAAUUUGUAAGUAAAUAUGAUUCCAUUUCCAGGAUUUACAUGGGACAAAUAAGGGAAGCAUAUCCUUAUUACACUCAAGACCAGCUGUCAGAACUUAAGGAAAAUGAGUUCGUAAAUUGGUUCAAAUUCUAUGCAAGUUUUAUGACACUCUUGUAUAUUAUUUUUGAAUAUUGCAAGUUUUGUACAUGCUGCAUGACUUAAUAAAUUUGACUAUUAUACAGGUAAAGUUUCUUGUGUCUAGAGGAGAUCCCAUUCAGCCAUGGCUAGAGGAAAUGGCCGCUGGUCCUAAAUUUGUUGCUGUGUCUUACCCAAUGUAUUGCUCACGAGGAUAUGCUUUUAAGAUUUUCCGCGAGAACAAUACACAAUCAACUAUAAAUCACGGUGUAUCGGCUAGAGCUGGCGAAAUAAUUUACUACGGUAUUUUGCGUGAGAUAUUGGAGAUUUACUAUCCAGGGAUCCUUAAUUUGAGAUGUGUUGCCUUCUUUGCUGAUUGGUACAACCCGAUUGUUGGAUACGGUGUCCGGAUUGACGAAUUUGGAGUUACAUCAGUUCACUCCAGAAGAAGACUUGCAAACUAUGAUCCGUUCAUUCUAGCUUCACAAGCAGAUCAAGUAACUUACCUUCCUUAUCCUCGUGUGAGGAAUAAACAAGACCCUUGGAUCACCGUGACACCUGUUACCCCAAGAGGGAGAGUGGAUGGAGUUUCGGAUACGCCCGCGAUGCAACAAUCCUCAAGUAAUUUGUUAGGUGAUCUUGAUGUUCAUAAUGCUCAUGAAAUCGAUCUUGUUGUCGAUUAUACUGGUGUAGGCGACAAUGAAGUAUUCUCAGAUUUGAAGUCGGACAGAGGAGAAUUCGACGAUGACUUUGAUUCAGCUUCUUCAGAAUAUUCAUCUGAUCCAGAAUAAAUAAUAUAUUUUUUAUAAAUUAAAAUUUUUCUAAUAAAUCUAUGUUCUUUAUAAGAUGUGAAAAUAUAUUUUUAAUAAAUUGUAAUUUUCCUAAUAAGUCUAUGAUCUUUUGAAAAAUAUGUUUUCAGAUUUAAAAAAAAUUUAAACAAGUUUAUGAAAGCAAAAUAUAUUUCAUAUGUUUUUUUAAAAAAAAAUUAAAGAAGGUUUCAAAGCAAAAAAAUUAAACAAGGUUUCAAAGCAAAAAAAAAAAAAUCGAUUUCUCUCUUUUUUUUUUAUUGAUACAUUAAUUUCCGACCGCACAUGGUGGUCAGAAACUUCCGACGGUUAAAAUUUGGUCAGAAACUUCCCACCGUCUUCCAACCGUUGCGUCGGUCGGAAAUCGUUUAUAUAUGUGUAUCAAAGACCGUAACCCUAAUCUGUCUCCUUCCCAUCUGUUUGCUCCGCCGAAACCGCCCAUCUCAACCUCUCGUCUGGGCCGCUCUCACACCCUCCGUUCUCGCCGCUCUCACCCUCCGUUCUGCGCCGCUCUCACCUCCGUUCUGAGCUUUCACCCUCCGUUCUGAGCCGCUCUCACCCUCCGUUCUGCGUCGCACUCACCGUACGGUCUGCGUCGCACUCACCCUACGGUCUGCGCCAAUCUCGCCCCAUCUCUCUCUCUUUUCUCGAAAACCUCAAGCGAAAUUAUGUCGUAUGCGGAUUUUCUCUCUGGUUCAAUUCCAUCUGCUUCCUCUCCUGUUUUGGGUUCUCCUUUUACCCAGAGAACCAGUGUCCCCCAGCAACAGCCAGCAGCGCCCUCACAGAUAAUUGAGGAUAGGUUACUCAACGAGCUGUUGUUGGCACCAGGACGAGAGCUUCUUCCGAAGCUGAGCCGAAAUGGUGAACCAAAUACUAGUUGGUUUAGGAAAAAAAAUCGCAAUGCCAUUUGCAAGUCUAUUUUGAAAUGCUUUCAUAGUCUCCUUGAUUUGCCAUAUCCGACUUAUGCCCACGUGCCAUUAGAAAAGCAGAAGAUGUGGCUCCGUUCAUUUGCUCAAGAUUGGAAUUGGGACCCUGCUAUCACCAGUGAGGUACGGACAGCCUUUAAUUUGCAGGCUAAAACUCAGUACAAGAGCAACAUGACUGAGUGGAAGAAAAAGUGGAAGCUGAAGAAGGAUAAGCCCACAGGUCUAAAUGAAGAUGUGUGGGUUGGGUUGCAAGCUUAUUGGCAACUCGAUGCUACUGCAUCUAUCGCUGAUACCAACUCUCAGAAUAGGCGAAGCCAGCGUGGUGGAAAAGGUUUAGCAAUACAUAAUGGUGGUGCUAAAACAAGAGAGGAACGAGAGAUAGAAAUGACUGCUGAAAACGAUGGUGUGCCACCAGAUUGGUUAGCAUUGAUGAGAGAUAUGCACACCAAUAAACAAACUGGUGAGGUGCAAGAUCCCGUCGCAAGAGAGUUGUUGGAAACUUUGACUAAGCUCAAGGAGGAUAAAGAAGCACAACUUCAGCAGUCUCAAUUGUUUGGCAAUGAUGGUGCAUCUACAGCUUCAAACAUGCUGUCCGGCGAAGAGAUCAACCAAAUCGUUCUUGAGAAUGUCCCUGUUAAGAAAGGUCGCCGCUAUGGUGUUGGUCGUGUUUCGGAGGGGAUCUCAUCCUCAUCUCAAGCCACCUUUUCUUCCCCGUCUCUUGUCCAUGAGAUGGAGCAGCUGAAGACUGAGCUUAUUGAAGAGCGGACAAAACGACAAGCUUUGGAGGACCAGCUUCGUUCUGUCACUGAUUUCAUUUCUCGAGUUUAUCCGGAGGAGUUCUCUGCUUCUCAAAGUCAACCUGACCAGUAAUGUUUUCCCAAAUACUUUCUGUUGUACUGGAUUAUGUUUUCUUCUGUUUUGUAUUGUAUUAUGUUCUAAGACAAUGUAAAACUUAUUUUAAUUAUUAGAAUCAUAUGUUUAAUUA
Molecule: messenger RNA, 7291 nt
Organism: Brassica rapa (field mustard)
Lineage: Eukaryota; Viridiplantae; Streptophyta; Magnoliopsida; Brassicales; Brassicaceae
Product: probable transposase-like protein At4g04430
Source: RefSeq, a predicted model, not a curated record